AUGGCGGAGACAGCGGUUUGCUCUCUUAUAGACAAGCUAAUUCCACUAUUGACUGAAGAAGUGAACUUGUUGAGAGGUGUUCGUGGAGAAGUUUCAGAAAUCAAGACGGAACUUGUGUUCAUUCGGGCUUUCCUCAAGGAUGCUGAUCAGAAGGCAGAAGUCGAAGGUGACAUUGGCGAUGGCGUUAAAGCAUGGGUUGAAGAGCUAAGAGAAGUUGCAUUCAAAAUAGAAGAUGUUAUUGAUGUGUAUAUAUAUCUCACGACGAUAAAUCAUUCUGAUCGGCAUCGAUUCAUUGCUUUCCUCAGUAAAAUUGCUUGCUUUGUCACAAAACUGAAACCGCAGCAUCACAUUGCGACACAAAUACGAGAGCUCAAAGGAACCAUUCGAGGUAUUAAGGACAGAAGUGCAAGGUAUGGCUUUGAUUCUCUACAACAAACACCCAUGAGUGAUGCGCCUCAACGAUGGAAUGACCCUCGGAGGGCAGCCUAUUUCCUUAGAGAAGCUGACGUUGUGGGUAUUGAAUCUCCUAGAAAUGAAUUGAUUGAAAUUUUGAAAACACAUUCUCCAGAACGCAUUGUGAUUUCAAUAGUUGGGUUUGGGGGUUCAGGAAAAACUACUCUAGCCAAACAAGGUUACAAUUAUGUAAAAAGAGACUUUGAUUGUCAUGCUUGGAUUACAGUUUCAGAACCAUACAGUGCAAAGGAGCUACUAAGAAACCUAAUAACGAAGGUUCACGAAGCAACUGAAGCAUCCGCUCCAGCAACUAUUGAUACAAUGGAUGAGCAAUCACUAACAGAGCAAUUGAUAAACUACUUGCAGAACAAAAAAUAUUUUGUUUUCGACGAUGUCUGGAAUAAAGAAUUUUGGGGAGAUGUAAAUUUUGCUUUACCAGAAAAUGGUGGAAGGAUAGUGAUCACAACAAGGAAGAAUGAGGUUGCUAGUUUUUGCAAAAGAUCAGUAUCUUCCGUCCAUGUCCAUUUGAUGGAACCUUUGCCUCCUGACAAAGCCAUGGAACUCUUUUGCAAACGGGCUUUUCUAUCGGAACCUGAACGGUGUUGUCCUGCCAACUUAGAAUAUUGGUCUCGCGAGAUUGUUGCCAGUUGCCAAGGGUUACCCCUUGCAAUUGUAGCCAUUGCUGGUCUUCUGUCAACUAAAAACAAGGUCCCUUAUGAAUGGCAAAAGUUUUAUGAAACCCUCAGUUCAGAGUUGGUCAAUCAUUCUGAUCUCAAAAGCACAACAAGAAUACUAUCACUCAGUUAUACUGAUUUACCUUACUACCUCAAAUGUUGCAUAUUGUACUUUGGAAUUUUUCCAAAGGGCUAUUCCGUUAGAUGUGGUAGAUUAAUUCGCCAGUGGAUAGCGGAGGGUUUUGUGAAACCUCAAAAGAACAAAACCUUGGAGGCUGUUGCAAAAGAAUACUUAUCUGAGCUAAUAGAUAAAGGUUUAGUUGAAAUAUCAAAUGUAGACGACGAAGGGAAAGCAAAGCGUUGUCGUGUUCAUGAUCUUCUUCAUGUUGUCAUCUCACAAAAGAUGGAAGAAUCAAGAUUUUGCCAAGUUUUAUCAGAUGAGUCACCAACUUUUGAAGGAGUUGCUCGUCGUCUAUUAAUAAUCUUUAGCUCAGACAAUAAUUUGCAAAAAGCUGAAAUUUCCCGGGUUCGUUGUCUUUUUAUGUUCAAUGGGGAUAAUGAGAUGCUCAAUUCUACUGUUAAUGCACUUGCCACAAGUGUCAAGCUCCUAAAAGUACUUGAUUUUGAAGACACUCCAUGUUUAGAUCAUCUCCCUGAAGAUAUUGGAGACUUGUUUCACUUGAGAUAUUUAAGUGUGCGUCGUACAAAAGUGAAGCUGCUCCCAAAUUCCAUAGGAAAACUGGUAAACAUGGAGACUUUGGAUCUAAAGGAAUCAUUGGUUUAUGAAAUUCCUGCAAGUAUUAAUCGGCUUAGUAAGUUACGACAUCUUUUUGGCCGGAGUUUUGUCAACAACACUGAACUCUUUUCUUUCGACAGAGUAAGAGGAAUAAAAAUACAGAGAAUCGAGUGCUUCAAACACUUGCAGAAGUUAUACUACAUUGAGGCCAAUAUUGACGGUGCUUGUAUAAUAGAGGAGCUUGGAGCUUUGACGCAGUUAAGAACAUUGGGCAUUUUUAAAGUGAGAAGUCGAGAUGGAAAAAGUCUAUGUGGUUGCAUUGAGAAAAUGAAAUACCUCGAAUCCCUUGUAGUGAGAUCGAUAAGUGAAGAUGAAACACUUGAUUUAGAUUCCAUUUCACAUCCCCCCGAAUUUCUUCGCCGUCUCUGUUUACGGGGUCCUAAGUGCAUUUAUUGUAAAAUCUUCGGUGAACAACUACACUUUGAAGAAGGUGUCUUCCCAAAACUUAAGGUGCUCGGACUUAACGGCUUGAAAGGGUUGAGUUCAUUGAUAAUAGAGGAAGGAGCAUUGCGCGACCUGGAAAAGCUUUACUUUGGGACUUCGCCACAAAUGAAGGAGGUGCCAACUGGCAUAAAACAUUUAAAAAAUCUUAAAUCCCUAUACUUCUUGCACAUGCCAGAUGAAUUCGUGUGGCAGAGCCACAUUGUAUUUGUUAGGACACGGUCCCGUUCAACUUUUCUUGUUUGA
Messenger RNA from Morus notabilis, 2610 nucleotides. Its product is annotated as disease resistance protein RPM1. The record is from RefSeq and is a predicted model, not a curated record. The coding region runs from base 1 to 2610 and encodes 869 amino acids. Gene Ontology annotation, molecular function: ADP binding. Gene Ontology annotation, biological process: defense response to other organism. The transcript has 3 exons. NCBI's taxonomy places the organism in Eukaryota, Viridiplantae, Streptophyta, Magnoliopsida, Rosales, Moraceae.